Cuscuta epithymum is the source of this 1217-nucleotide messenger RNA. Lineage: Eukaryota; Viridiplantae; Streptophyta; Magnoliopsida; Solanales; Convolvulaceae. The record is from the annotation of a GenBank genome assembly.
GAAAAAAUGGGUACAGAGAAGAAUAAACACAGAAGAAGCUCGGAACAUUAUUCUUCGCAAGAAGAUGAAGUGAAAAGGAAACGGCAUAAAAGAGAAGAAGGCGAUAAAGAGGAAAGAAGAGAAAAGAAGAAAGGCAGUUCCAGAAAGGAGAAAUCUCAUACGUCUUCAAAACACCGUUCUGAUAAAGAGAAGUCGGGAGAAAAGCAUAAGAGUAAAAGCCACAAGCAUAAGGGUUCCUCUAAGUUAAAAUUUGAAGAACUGUCAAAGGAUGACUAUUUCUUAAAGAACAACGAAUUUGCAAGCUGGCUGAAGGAAAAGAAGAAUAUGUUUUUCAUGGAUUUGUCAUCCGAGGCUGCUCAUGAAUUAUUCAUGGACUUUGUCAAGGAAUGGAACAAGGGAAAGCUUGCAAGUGAAUACUAUGAGGGCAUACUGACCGGCCCUCGAUCAUCUCAUAACUGGAACAUCAAGCAGUAAUCCAUGCAAUGCACAUUGCUUUAAGCCGGGAUGAGUUCCACCGUUGUGACUCAUCCACACGUUUUCAUUGCUGCUUAGUGAGGAUGAGCAUGGCUUUUAAACUGAGUUUUUUUUACUGACGGUGGAGUUAUGCAUGGAAAUCUUGAAUAUACAUAGUAUAUAAAUGCAGGCAUGCAGCAGUGUACCUCAAAUAGGGCUUUCAUUAGAACCAAACCAGCCGAAUCCUUAGAUGGCUUAGGGAGUGUUUGCAACAGCUUCUGCUUAAAAAAAGCACUUUUGGAGUGAUUUGGAAAAAGUGAUUAUUUGUAAAAGUUGAUAGUGUUUGAGAAAAAAGUGAUUUUGAAAAGUAAAAGUUGGUAGUGUUUGGUAAAAUAAGUGCUUUUGGUGUAUAAAAAGUGGAAAAACACUUUUGACACGAAAGUCGAGAAAAAUAAAAAAUUGGUAGUGUUUGGUAAAUAAGUGCUUUUUUAAGCCAAAAGCUGAGAAGUGUUUUUUUUAAAGUGGUUGCAAACCAGCCUUUAGGAUUGUCCACUUGAUUUCAUUAGUUUGUGAUUGUCCACUUGAUUUCAUUAGCAGAUGUCAAGACUGUAAAGUGGAGAUUUUCACAUGUCUUCCAAUCCACCAUUGUUCGGCUACCCAUCUUGAUUGUCCACUUAAUUUCAUACUUGAUCUCACAUAUUUUCGCAAUAAAUCACACACAACUCGCUUAAUACAUGUCUAGUUAUUAAUUUAUUAAUGUAUAU